UUCUCUGUAUGUGUUUACUGAUAUUUAUCUUUUUUUUUUCUCUUUCUUUUUCGUGCUUUCUGAGUAUUAUUCUCUGCUCGGACAGGAGAAGAAAUCCGGGAUUUUCUCACUGGCGUUCUGUAGAAGAUUAUUUUUUUCCCUGGAAACAGACAGCAUCUGGUUUUUUUUUUUCCCCGAUUUUUAAAAUUGUUCAGUGAGUGAAAUCAAGAGAAAGUUGUUAGGUACGGUCAGGUUCUGCAAAUGUGACAAGUUUGAGGCACCGAAGUUCCUGUUAGAUCGUGAAGAGAGCUUCCAGUUGUCUGGCGCUCGCACUUACAGCCUUACAGAUUCUGGUAAGAGUAUUGCAGUGAUUUUUGGACAGUGACGGAAAGAAUUUAAUGUAUGCAUGGAACCAAGAGAAGGUAUGAAUUCGGGAGUUACUGUAAUAGGAGCAGAAGCCCCAUCAACGUAUCAUGUGGCACCAAGGACUGAAAACCUCAGCCAAAUUGCCGGGCCACCGGAAGUGUUUGCAUCACCAGUUACCGUAGGAUUGCCUGGAAUUCCAGAGAAAAAGAAGAGAGGCAGACCUAGGAAAUAUGCACCGGAUGGGAGUCCUGUUGCACCACUAUCACCGACCCCAAUUUCAUCUUCAGCUCCUCAUGGUGGUGAGUUCGCUGCGGGGAAGCGGAGUAAAGCAUGGUCAGGGAAGUUGGAGAAAAAGCAGAAGAGAAUGGGAAUGGAGAAUUCAGGGGAUUCGGUUGCAUCUUCUGCCGGUGCAAGUUUCACCCCCCAUGUCAUAACUGUGAACAAUGGCGAGGAUGUUUUGAUGAGGAUUAUGUCGUUUUCCCAACAAGGCCCUCGAGCAAUCUGCAUCUUAUCCGCUAAUGGAUCGGUGUCAAAUGUUACUCUUCGGCAACCUGAUACCUCUGGUGGUACUUUGACAUAUGAGGGUCGCUUUGAAAUUCUUUCUUUGACUGGAUCAUUUAUGCCCUCUCAAAUUCAUGGAUCAAGAAGCAGAUCUGGGGGUGUGAGUGUCACAUUGGCAAGUCCUAAUGGUCAGGUUGUUGGCGGUGGUGUAGCUGGACUGUUGAUAGCGGCUAGUUCUGUGCAGGUAGUGAUUGGCAGUUUCCUACCAAGCAACCAUCAGGAACCGAAAUUAAGGAAAUUGGCUACUGGUACUCCAUCAAUCACCAUACCUGCUUCUGUGCCUGAAAAGGAGGAGGGCAUUAGUGGACAUGGCCCGCAAAAUAAUAACAUUGCACAGCCAGGCGGUUCUUCUUCUUCCGUCCCUCCCAUCCCUUCAAUUAGAGAGACCUGGGCCGCCAUGCAAGCUGAGCGGGCUGCACAGGAGGCCAGAAAAGCAGCCACCGACAUCAACAAAACAUCGCUUGAUCCUAAACCCUAGCUGAGCAUCUAAAAGUAUCCUCUCACUGACUUCAUCCAUUGCUGACUGUGGUGCUAGUCUCACUGACGCAGAUCAUCACCCCUGUUUUAAUUCUGUUAAUUUGGAAUGUUUUUAUUGAAUGUAGUUUAACUGCUGCUGCUUAAUUCCCUCAAGACUUGUUAGUAAACUCUAUUUAUUAGGUUGUUUUUAGGUUUUUUUUCCUGGAUGUUCAGUAGGACUAAUUUAAAAUUUUAAUUAUCGGUGGAUCUGUUAUGAGUAAUUUUAAUAACGCUUGAGCU
Messenger RNA from Tripterygium wilfordii, 1662 nucleotides. RefSeq names its product AT-hook motif nuclear-localized protein 1-like. The transcript has 6 exons. The coding region runs from base 386 to 1384 and encodes 332 amino acids. The record is from RefSeq and is a predicted model, not a curated record. Lineage: Eukaryota; Viridiplantae; Streptophyta; Magnoliopsida; Celastrales; Celastraceae. Gene Ontology annotation, molecular function: minor groove of adenine-thymine-rich DNA binding.